Lepisosteus oculatus (spotted gar) is the source of this 11887-nucleotide messenger RNA. It is a transcript of the gene pde8b, whose product is annotated as phosphodiesterase 8B. Lineage: Eukaryota; Metazoa; Chordata; Actinopteri; Semionotiformes; Lepisosteidae. Gene Ontology annotation, biological process: signal transduction. The record is from RefSeq and is a predicted model, not a curated record. Gene Ontology annotation, molecular function: 3',5'-cyclic-AMP phosphodiesterase activity.
ACUAGAGUCCUGGAGCUGGGUUUAACCUCAGGCUCAGAGGAUGUUGUGGGCUCAUUGAAAAUCAAUCAGAAAAUAACACCAUAUCAAGGAGGUAAUACAGCUUGCGUCUGAACCAACAAUGCAUAAUUAAUGAUUCCGGACUCUGAUUCUAGCACAGGCGUUAGUGCUUGAAGGCUGUAUCACUGAAAGGAGACGAAUGCAAGACCGGUUGAAAUUGGCAGUCUGCAGACGAGACGAGAAGCCUGUCCAACUGUAUAGUGACUUGGAAGUUAAAGGAUUUUAAAUGAGAAAUACUGUUUAAAGCAACAGCGACCGUUUGAGAUAUUUUUUUUUCAGGAGGGAUUUAAAUUAAGGAACACACGAAUAAAAUAUGUGAAAAAAUGAAAUAAGAUGUUAGAAAAUUAACCAUAUCGGCGUGUGGAUUUCAGUAUCAUCGUUUCUGGAUGAAAAAAUAUUUUUAAGAAAAUGCGACGGCAUUUGAAUGCACUACCGAAUGUUUUUUUCAGCUGACAGUAGAAAGCAAACACUGUAGGAUAGCGACAGUGAAGGCAGAGUCUAAUGGAAAUGUAUAUGAAGACCUCGGAGUACAAGAAUUAACGGGACAGAGAAGAGGGGUUGAAAUAUCGGGGCGAAUUGGCAGUAUUGUCCCCUUUAUGUGUUUAAAUGCACAGAGGGGAAGAAGAAGGGGGGAGUUGAGAUAGGGAGUAGCAGAAGCAACACUUGAAAGAAGGGAGAAAACAGUGGCAGUGGGGAAAUAGCAGAAGACUCGAGACAGCGCAGCAAUCGGAUUCAUUAAUCUGAGCUCUGGGCUGCGCAGGGAGCGUUGAAAGGUAUGGGCUGCGCUCCCAGUAUUCACGUCUCUCAGAGCGGGGUGAUCUAUUGCAGGGACUCGGACGAGUCCAACUCCCCCCAUCAAACCACGACUAUCUCGCAGGGUACCGCGGCUACUCUGCACGGCCUCUUCAUCAAGACCGACGCGGCUGACUCCAUCCCAUCAGUUCUCGCCUACCAGAGCAGGCACACACGGACCAACUCUCGCCGGGACCGCAGAGAAAACAGCGGAGGACACAGCUGCAUUGAGGCCGAGACACAGACAAGCCAAACGAGCGUUAAGGUAUCUGCUACAGAGGAGCGGAUUGGACCCAUGAGACUGACACAAGAGCCUAUACAGGUUCUUCUAGUCUUUGACAAAGAGGACAGCCAGAGUGAUGGAUUUUGGUGGGCUUGUGACCGCGCAGGGUACAGAUGCAACAUAGCACGCACUCCAGAAUCAGCAGUUGAGUGCUUUCUUGACAAACACCAUGAAAUAAUCGUCAUCGACUCCAGACACUCCCGCUAUAUCGAAGCCGAAGCAGUCUGCAGAUCUGUCCGUGCUACCAAGCCUGCCGAACACACUGUCAUCUUGGCUGUGGUGCCACAGACGCAACAAGAUCAGGAAGAGUCAUCUGUUCUACCUCUCCUCAAUGCUGGAUUCAACAGGAGAUAUGUUGAAAAUAGCAGUGUAACAGCGUGCUACAAUGAGCUCAUCCAGAUAGAACACGGAGAGGUGCGGUCUCUUUUCAAGCUAAGAGCCUGUAAUUCAGUCUUCACUGCAUUGGAGCACUGUCAAGAGGCAGUAGAAAUAACCAGUGAAGACCAUGUCAUACAGUAUGUGAAUCCAGCCUUUGAGAAGAUGAUGGGGUACCAUAAGGGAGAGCUCAUAGGCAAAGAACUGACUGAAUUGCCAAAAAGUGACAAAAACCGAGCUGAUCUUUUGGACACCAUCAAUACGUGUAUCAAGAAAGGAAAGGAAUGGCAGGGUAUUUACUACGCCAGGAGGAAGACUGGAGACAGCAUACAGCAGCACGUAAAAAUAACGCCAGUCAUUGGUCAGGGAGGGAAAAUUAGACAUUUUGUUUCAAUCAAGAAACUUUGCAGCGACAAUAAUAAACAGGUACACAAGACAUAUCGCGAAGACAAACACAUUGGAGAAAAUUCACAGUCAGAAUCUCAGUCUCUCAGGCACAAGGACAGGAGGAAAGAAUCAGUUGAUGUGAGGUCCAUAACUUCCCGAGGCAGUGAUGCCCCGAGUUUACAAAACCGGAGGUAUUCAUCUAUGGCCAGGAUCCAUUCUAUGACCAUAGAGGCCCCUAUCACAAAGGUUAUAAAUAUCAUCAAUUCUGCCCAAGAAAACAGUCCUGUUACAGUGGCGGAGGCCUUGGACAGGGUUUUAGAAAUCCUGCGAACUACAGAGCUGUACUCACCCCAGCUAGGCUCUAAAGAUGAUGACCCCCAUACCAACGACCUUGUUGGGGGACUCAUGAGCGAUGGUUUACGAAGACUUUCUGGGAAUGAGUAUGUCUUCUCAAAAAACAUGACUCACAGUAAUAGCCACCUGGUCAUGCCAGUCACCCUCAAUGAUAUCCCUCCCCGGAUAGCAGAGCUACUGGAUGAUGAAGAGCAGUGGGACUUCAACAUAUUUGAAUUAGAAGCUGCCACUCACAAAAGACCCCUUACCUACCUUGGAUUGAAAAUCUUUGCCCGGUUUGGCGUGUGCGAAUUCCUGGACUGCACCGAAGCAACAAUGAGAUCGUGGCUGCAAGUCAUAGAGGCCAACUAUCAUGCGUCCAACUCCUACCACAACUCUACUCACGCAGCUGAUGUCCUCCACGCGACUGCUUAUUUCCUCCGAAAGGAGAGAGUAAAGGGCAGUCUAGACCAGCUGGAUGAAGUGGCGGCUUUGAUAGCAGCAACAGUGCAUGACGUAGACCACCCUGGACGCACCAACUCUUUCCUGUGCAACGCGGGCAGUGAGUUGGCUAUCCUCUACAAUGACACAGCAGUGCUGGAGAGCCACCACACCGCACUGGCCUUCCAGCUGACAGCACGGGACAGCAAGUGUAACAUCUUCAAGAACACUGAGAGGACACAAUUUCGGACAUUGCGGCAAGCAAUUAUUGACAUGGUCCUGGCCACAGAGAUGACAAGACACUUUGAGCAUGUGAACAAGUUUGUUAACAGCAUCAACAAGCCCAUGGCAGCGAUAGAUGAAUCCAGUUCCAACAGUGAAGGCAGUGACUGCGAAUGUCCAGCCAGUAUAAAGAACUCUCCGGAGAACCGUCUGCUCAUCAAGCGCAUGAUGAUCAAGUGUGCCGACGUAGCCAAUCCCUGCAGGCCUCUGGAGCUCUGCAUUGAAUGGGCAGGCAGAAUCUCGGAGGAGUACUUUGCACAGACUGAUGAAGAGAAGAGACAAGGGCUGCCUGUAGUAAUGCCAGUCUUUGAUCGAAAUACUUGCAGCAUUCCAAAGUCUCAGAUCUCAUUUAUUGACUAUUUCAUAACAGACAUGUUUGAUGCAUGGGAUGCCUUUGCCAAUCUGCCUGGCUUGAUGCAGAACCUGGCAGAGAACUACAAAUACUGGAAAACCCUGGAUGAAAUGAAAUGUAAGAGCCUGCGACACCCUCCAGACCUCUGACACUGUGGGUAAAGGCAAGAUCUUGAAUGUAGCCCUUCAAUCUUACAAUCCUCAUCACUGUGAUUUUUUUUUAUGAAGACAAAACAAAAGAAGCAAGCAAAAAUGAAGGACCUAAAGAUUUUCAGUAAGAAAGUGGGCUUGAAGACAAAAACUAGUCGAGGUUUCUCUCCUGACAAUCUUUUGUGGUUUAAAAGCGUGAAUAUAUUCAAUACGCACUUUAUAGAACGGGAGUUCAUUUUGUUGUUUAUGUGUUUAUUCUCUUUGUUACAACAAUAUCCAUUUAGUAUACGUCCCAACUGUUUAUAUUAAAAAGCUUCCUAGCUGACAUUGAACGACUGUCUCAUUGUGCAAGUUCAGAGCUCUGUGACUGUUUGCACCUUGGGGUGGGAUGACAUGGUUUAAGUGAUCGGAACGAAAGGUUUGGUUUUAAUUGAAAGUACUGUAGGAAAUACCAUUUCCGACUUAAAACCCAGAGUAAAGCAUCUCAAAACGUGUGCAAAAACACAGGAGACAGUUUGAAACAUUCAUUAGGUGCAAUUCACUUUUCAAAUAAUAUUAGGAAGCUGCAUUUCAUUUCUAUUUAAAGGUUUAACUCUAGUAAGCAAUUAAUAAUGAGCAAUUUUACACUCUGUGAACAUGAAAAAGAAUGAAAAAGGAUAGCUUAAAUACUUUAUUUCAGUUACAAAAGAUAAGUCAACAGUUACAAAAUCUGAAUUUUUGUAAUAUACUUUACUGUAUUUGAGGAUUCCUUGGCUAGACCUUAACAACCUUAGAAGAAACCCUCUUCGGUACCCAACUGUCUGGAAUUCUUUUUUUUCUAAGAAAUGUAGGUAUUUUGAUAUAUUUAAUUUUCAUAUUGAAUGUAACUGACAGAGAAAUAUCUUUGUAUAAUAUUUAAAAGCAGGAAUAUUAUUUCAUAGGUGUUUUUGGCCAUGAGGAAAUGUUGUUUUCAUAAUUAUGUUUCCACAAAGACAUCCAACUGCUUGUUAGACACCAUGGUAAUACCUAACCUGUAUGUGAAGUUAACAGGAUACCAUAGGAUGCUAGGUACUGUAUAUGGCAGGUUUAUUUUUUUUUCCUCUCUCUUAACAUCUUAAUGUAUGUACUGUAUUUCACUUAUUUGCCCCAAGUAUUUGCAGAAGGCAGGGUUAUUAACACAGAUCUUAUUCAAACAGUACAUUGCAAAACAUUUAAACACUCAGACUAGAAGAGGAGGAAAGGCAUUCCUUUUUAUCUUUUUAACUAAAUGAAAUCAGAAACAAACACGGUAGACUACAACUUUAAAACCUGUUUUUAUAACCAUCCAGCGGACAAAUUUAAAUGUAGCUGCAGACAAAGGACAGUGACACAAAACAUUUUCAAUACCAACUUCUGAAAGUUGCACUUCUCUUUUGCGAUUUCAUCUCUACCAGCUAAAAAUGUAUAUUUGAAAUGCUCUUCUUAUUCAACACUUAAUGUUUGUAAGGUUUCUCUACAGAGCAGUUCAAAUACUAGGUAAUGUGUUUCUGUACAGACACUAAAGAGGAUGUGUUUCCUGAGCACUUACAGGAGUCUAGACAGAAAAUUUGCAAAUACCCCAAGCGUUUUUAUUUUACUGAAUGGAAAUCUGAAAAAUGUAUUACUGGCAUUACUAAUUAAUAUUUACAAGAAAGCAGAAGAUUGCUUUUACUAUUUUAAGUUCAUUUUUAAAUUGCAAAAUAAUCAUGUUCUGAAUACUUCAAAAGCUAGAAUGUGAAAACUAUUUUAAUACAAGAGUGUGUAAUUUAAUCUAAAUAAAUUAUUUGGAGAUUAUUAUUUUAUUUAAACACCAUUCAGAUAUUAAGUUAAGCAGUUACACAUAGUUGCAAAACUGUGCUAACUAUUGCCCAUGGCUAUAGAUAGCAGAAGAUCAAAUGAGGAGGAGAUGCAUAAUAUAUUCUGCUCUUCAGAACAGAUAUAAGCUUUAGCUGUCAGGCUUAGAUGGUUAUGGGUUUAUAUAUGAAUUUUGGCAACAUAAUAUGAUGCCAAGUGUUAUUUUUUUCAGAAUGGUAUGGGUUGCAUCAAAGUAGAAUCAAUCCUGGCCUGGAAUCAAGAGUAGUUGUCCAAAAACAUUUUUCGCCAGCAUUAAACCACCUGUUUCAUGGUCCCUGAUGAAAGACUUUACAAAUGAAUAAGUUUGGGUUUGACUGCCUUAUUGCUUCCUGUGUUAAACAGGCUACUAUUUUAUAAGCAUCUUUUAAUUUUAAGCUCAGGGCUGGUCCAUAUGAAAUCCUGAUCACCUCUCCUUUGGUAUGGCAUUAUAGAUGAAAUCGGUAGUAGCAGGAGUUGAUGGGUUGAGCUGGGUUUUCUUUUUUUAAGUUUUGUGUGAAAGCAAUUAUGUUAUACCUAUGUGAUUUAUUGCUAGCCAUGCUGGUGUUUUGCCGAUUUAGCAAGUUAAAUUGCAAGUUUACUAUCUCUGCCUGGGCAGUGCUCCAGACACAUUUUUUUUAUCUGAAGAUCCAAAAUACCCCAGGCCAAAAACGUGGGUGCCAAAUCCUGUUGUUGUGUGCUAAAGUAUGCCAUUUGUGGGAUCCAAGGGCACUGGCAUGAUUUGUUGACAGGGGGUCUCCAUCCCUCUUUUUUUACUUUCCCUUUCUAGAGUGAUUGCCUUUUGUUGGUACACUCAUGUGUUUGUGAGAAGGCAAAGGCACUAAUUUUGAACUCUGGGCGCCAAUGGCAACAAGCCUCAGACAAAACAGUUGCAUUUGCGCCAGAUUUAGUUGUAGUCUGGAGCACUUCCCGAUGACAAAAUAAGCCAUUGUAAAUCAGUAAAACCAGCUGGGGGAAUCUUAACACAUUAUUCUUAAAUUUACAUCUGUUCAACCUGUACUCACAUUAUUACAACAGCCUUACUGGUUUCUGUGCUAGAAUAAAGCCAUAAAUCAGCGGUAAGGUGUAAUGUGUAAGCAGCCUUAGGCCUCGUAUGGAAGAAGAAUUUCCUAGAGGAACAGGGUUACAAUAAGAGACUACCUGUGACUAACUUAACGUGCCUUUUUGGCAGCUUCAGUCAUUAAAAGGAAGCGUUUAUGUACUAAUUAUAUGUACUGUACAGUAUAUGAACUAAAUGGUACAAAUCCAGGACAGGUAUUACAUGUAUACUGAUUUUGUUUUCUUAUACAUGCAAGUGAAUUUAAUUUGCUAACAUUGAAAUCUGCUGUUUGUAGUUUGCUUAUAUUGACUAAUUCUACAAGGUUUGUACAAAGGGACUAUAAUAUACAUUUUAUUUAGAAUGUUACACUAUGUAUUAUACAAUAAUGGUAAGGCUGACAUAACUACAAGGUUCUGGUUAUAGUAUGUACUGUGCACAAGUAUUUCGAGUACAUUGUACUCCAGCCGUAGUAGUAAUACAUUAAUACAGUUAUUGCUGACAAGCACACAUUACGUUCAAUAUUGUCUGAAAGAGUAAGGGCCAGAAACUGAUCUUAAAUCGGUCUUAUUGUAGAUGAACACAUAUGAACUGAGGACUCAUUAAUACUGAGAAUCUAAAACAGCACAGAUAGUUUUAAUACAGGCAGACGGAACAAAAAACUCAAUGGUAAAGUCCCCCUUUAUCUGCUAUAGUGAUGACAGGUUGUCUCCUAAUAUCAAGGGACUUUUUAAAAAUCAUUAUUUAAUGUUAUUAUGGUGUCUCUGAGAGUAUGUUUAAAUAUGUAAUAUUGCCACCACAAAAUGUUAAGUAUUUUUGUGUGCACAGUACAUCAUUAACAGCAUUAAGAAAAUUCUCUUGUGUUGUUUCCAUUUUCUAAAUGUGCUUUCAUCCAGUAUAUGUUAAAUAUAAGGUCUUGAUACCUAUAGAAAGAUAUACCAUUCCAAAUGUUGUAGCUUUUUUAAGAGAAGAUUGUGCAUUGUUAUCCAAAGACAGGUUAUACUUUUUAUACUUUUAAUUAUUUGCAUUACAUUAUUCACCAAAAAAGGCAUCACAAAACAUGGUGUAUGUUAAAAGUCUGGAUGUGAACAUUUUUCAUGUGUUGUGUCAGCAAUGUAGUCACAGAGUCAAAUAGAUGAAUAGACGCAAUACAGAAUGAAUGGCCAAAUAGACUAUUUUGGUCAUGGUGAUGACAUGACUGCUGUGCACUUUAGUUUGUUGGGGAUAGACCCAGAUUUGUAUACUGUAUGUUGAGGUUACAGAGAAUGGCCCAUUUAAAAUAUCUCUGAAAAACAUUUUGACCAAAGUUGGAGAGACUUACAUUUGUUGCCUUAUUACAGUCGCUUGCUUUCCUCUGACAGGGUCAACUAAAUUAAUUCAUAGCAGAAAUACACAGCACAUAAGCCAUAUUGCAAUAACUCUUUUACCUGGACCUCCAAGAUCCAUUCCCAGGUUUGAAGUGGGCGGUGCAUGCGUAGAUUUUUUUAACCUGAACAUUCUUUUGCAUUAAAAAAAAAUCAGGAUAAAUGUUUCUUUCUUCAAAAUAUAAAAUAGAGCACCCAAAAACAACGCUUCAAUGUGCAAUCAAAUAUUGAAAAGAUUUUUAAAAGCACAAAUAUUAAGAAAAACAUUUUAACUUAUGAAAUAGCAAGAUAAUUCCAUGGAAACUGAUCAGUACUUACGAAAAUGUUUCACCCUUGAAGGUACCACAAGUGCUAUUCAGAUGAGGUAAUGUAAAAUAAAUGGACCUACUGAAUGUUUUUUUUUAUGGUAUUGUCAAUAUUUCUCAAUUACAACUGUCACAUAAUUAUAGUUUUGGUACACUAUCUAGAUGUUUUGAAACUAUUGCUAAAAAAUUUAAAAUUCUGAAGAGCAGAAUGAAAAAAUAUAAAAACUGAAAGCCCAAUAUUGUUACAAAAUAGUCAACUGCAGCCAUCUCAGUGCUAAAUAUUUUUUGGGGGAGAAAAACUCUUCUGUUUGUCAUAACCCACACAGGGACACAAUAAUAUCUUGGGUGUAGCUUCAUUUAGAGGGAAACUAAUAUUCAUUUAUAGCCAUUGGCAUCUUUUGUUGUAGGAGAGCUAACAGGAAAUUUAUUUUAUUCAAUAAGAAGUUCACGCCACACAAAAUAUAAUCUGAUCAUUCAUGUUUGGUGUGCAUCAGCCUUUAAACCCAGUUGUUUACUCAUAUAUAGCAAAUAACCUUUUGGUAACAGCACUGGUUAUUAGUGCGAAUAAUCUCUUACUCAAGGGAGCUUCAGUCUCUACUGCAGUUAUAAACUAUUCUGCUACAUGAAACUGACAAGCAUUCAGGAUGUAUUAUUUAAUCACAUUUUUUUAAUCUUAAGAGGAAAACAAUAGAUUACAUCAAUAAAAGUGAGAGCUCAGGACAAACAGAAAACACAAGUACCUGCAGCUAUUAGGAAUGAGGUGCCAGCUGCACUUCCAAUGUUUCUAUAAAUACAGUAUGGUCUAGAAAAACACCCGUUGGUAAGGUUCAUUCUGUAUUGGAAAACUGUGAAGGAUGCCCUAAUCAGUUUGCCUGUUUAGAGCAGAAUUUUCAAACUAUUGUUUAAAUGUUGUUUUAGAGCAUGUUUCACUGCAGGUACAGACAAUGUGCCAAUGCAUUUUCUGUAGGUUUUAUAUAAUGUAUAAUUUAGUAACUGUAUUAUCAACAGAAGCUCCAAGGCUGAAUUGUAUAUAAGCUCUAUUUUUAAUAGACUCAUCUUUAUCAUGGACUGAACAAAUACAACACUGUAUAAUAAUUUUAAAUUGUGUAUUUUUGAAGAAUUUUAUUGUUUGUACAAAAAUAAGUAUAUACAUAAAUGGCUUUUCGGUCCAAAGUUGUAUUCCACAUUCCCCUUACAUGAUUGUGCAAAUAUCUUUUAAAUAUCUUAUUUCUGUACUCAUUGUCUGUCAGUUUUCUGCCUUAUUUUUUAUGUUCUUCUGUUAUCACUUUUACUUUUAAGAAGUUGUAUUUGUGAAUCAAAAUAAAACUCUUGCAGUAAUAUGACUGGCUAAUAGUUUUAACAUCUUUUAUAGCAUUGUGUAGGAUAGAAAUAAUUUAAUUUGUUUUCAGGAAUCAAGAACAAAAUCAGUUAUCAACCCCAAGGAACCUUCUUAGGUUACAAGCAUAGAAAAAGAAUGGUCUCAAAAUUCAUCCUGAACAUAAUGGUUUUUUAAUCAAGCUUUUGGGUUUAAAGCACUAUGUGCUCCCAGUUUAUUGAAAACAGUUUUAAACGAUUCAAAGGUGCAUCUAUUUUGAAACAAUUAUGGAAAGGAUGAAUAUUAAUUACUUCAAAUACAAAAGAAACUGAUUUUUUUAAAAUCCUGCUUUCCAUGUUUUAUUAGUCUCACAAUACCAUCAUUUUAUUUUCAAAUGAGUACAAUUUAAACGUUCAUAUUUAAUAUUCAUAUAUUAAAUAUUAUUCAUAUUUUAACAUCUACACCACACAUUUCACACUUUUCUAGCUGGAUUUCAAGCACAAACCAAUUUAAACAUAAUCAAUGAGAAAUCUGUAAUUAUGAAUCCACUACCAUAAUGUUUGCAAUAACAUUGUAGUAUUUAUUUGUUCUUCAUAUGGGUUCGGAGGAACAAAUGCAAUGGAAUUUAUGUGCAGAAAAUGGAACUGCUCUUUAUUGUACCUCCAGAAAGCAUUACAUCGCCACCUAGUGGUACCACAAGUCAUAACACAUAUCCACACUUUCUCCCACAUGAUGAAAGCUAGUGGCCUAUCCCACAUACCCACACUAGUCCAUACCUUUAGGUUAGGAGGGUUUAUAGACCCAAAAUCACACAGAAGGCUACUUUAACACUUUAUAAGUGUUAAAUGACCACUCAUGGAUUUUCACAAGACAGCACCAGACUUUCUACGAGGAUACUGCAGCCAGGCCCCUAGAGCAUAGGUUCUAUUAUUGAUUGAUUGAAUUGGUUUUAUCUUGCUCCAACCUCCGUCAAACCUCUGAGUGAAAGCUGUUCUAUAGGCCUGACCCACUGAGCCCCAGACUCCUGGAGGUUAGAAGUCACGGUUGAAAUCCACUGCUCUGAGUCUUAUAUUAUUAAAAUAUUUGGACAUUCCAGAGUCCAAACAGAGAGCCAGCAUGGCAGCGUUUAUACUGCACUCUGCUGCCUCCUCUUUGGUCCCCAUCUCAAUGCAAAGAGGAUGUUCUUUCUAUGCAGUGCUUCAGUAAGUUGGAGAUGGGACUGGUUUCUUGUAAAGUCACCAAAUGCGUGGAUGCUUUCAUCACUUUGAAAUAAAUGGAGCACACUUCAUUCAUACGAACACCUUUUUUUGCACCUUAAAGUGAGCAUGCAGUGAUAGUGAUAGGAAUGAAAACACUGGGAACUAGGAGCUCAUUUCACCUAAGACCCUGAUCUGACAUUUGAAAGCUUCACAAAACCCAACUAUGCCAUCAGCUUCUUUAUAGCAGAACAGCCUGAAAAACUCACCAACCGCCAUUGCGGAUACUGCCACAUUCAUGCAAAUUCAUACAAAUAUCAACCAAAUAUCGACUAGGCACUCAAAAACCACCUUGCAGCUCUUCUAUCCUAAAACUUCCACUGUGUACUUGUACACAGGCUUAAUAAUAACAUUCAAAUGUUCAAUCGGCCCACGGGGGUGACACACAAGAUGAAGGUCCUGUAUGCAUUACUUGAAUGGGUCAAGUAACAUUUGUUAUAACUCCUUUAUAAACAAAACACAAUAAAUCAAAGAUGCCAUACAGCAAAAUAAAAUCUAACAAACGGACCACUGUAAUCAAGUGCAUCUGUAGAAAGUCCUUGUCAGCUCUCAAGUCCUCAGUAGCGUCUUCCAUUAGUUUCACCAUAACCUGGAACUCCACUUUCAGCUUUCAGAUGAAAACAUGUCUCAUUAUGAACCAUUUAUGAAGAAAAGUGUGCUUGUACGGUCAUUUGAACAAUCGUAAUAAAGGAUUAUGAAAACUGUUAUGUCAUGCUAUGUAGUGUUCAUGAAUCAGCUUUUAUGGUGUUUUUAAGUCUCACUGAAGUAAAAUGCUACUGAUGACAAACUGGGCGGUGUUCAGUAGUUUAGACUAUGGUGCGAGGCUUAAAACAGUCACUCAUGCAAAAGGCAGAUACAACUACAGGUAUGGAUGAAUAGCGUAGUGGAAUUAAUCGUAGGAUUCAUUUCUAGAACAGAUACAAAAUUAAGAAAUAAGACCUUGAGAACUGGCAAUCUGUAAACUCUCUUUUUAAUAACUUAGUACAGUGUUUCACAAGCUAUUGUGUAUAGAUUCUGCAUUCAUUACAGAUUCCUCGUGAAAUAUGAAUACAAGAAACUAUGAUAUCACAUCAAAACGUUAGGCUUCUUAACUUGCAAAACACAACAGUUUAAAAUUUCAGUAUGCAACCAAUGUAAAAGGAUGCCAAAAACCAGCUAUGCCAUCAUUACAUUUUAAUAGCGAUAAAAUUAUAAUCACAGCUAAAUCAAAUCUUAACCCACUGACAUUUUCACAGACUUGGACUAUACAUUUGGCAUACGCUACAUUAUUUCAUGUCAGUUAUAACACUAUUACUUUUUAAAUACAGAAAUA